CAUAAACUAACUAGUACAUUUUCCCCGGAGAAUAUCUUAACUUGCUCCUAUAUUUUGGGAAGAGCCAUAAUUUUCUUGAUAAGCUUUUAGUAUUCUUUCACAUUCAAAAUGUUAGGGUAGAUUUUUUUCUGAAAUUUGUUGUUGUUGUUGCCUUCGGUUCUCUGUUUUUGUUUCCAUUGUUACAGAGCACCUGAGAAACUAAGUACUCUGUUUCUAGGAGGUCAAAUUACAGACCAACUCAUAAAUCUAUUGUCCUAUAGAGAAAUCGAAGAACUGCUACCAAAAAUGUCAGAUUCAAAUAGGAACAACAAUAACAACGAGAACCAAAAUUUAAUAUCAGUAUCAUCUGAACCCGAUCUUCAUAUCAACAUAAAGGGUGUUCCAUUUCAUCUUCACAAAGAAAUGAUAGCAAAGAGAUCGUCUAAAGUGAGCUUGUUACUAGAGAGAAACGAGAUGGAUGAGCUGCGUCUGAUCCUACGAGAUUUAGAAGUGGAAACAGAAGCCUUUGAGCUUGUUGCUAGAUUCUGUUAUGGUCUUGAAGUCAGGUUUUCGUCUGAUAACAUUGUCUCUGUUCUCUGCAUAGCGUAUUACUUAGGGAUGAAUGAAGAACAAAGCUCUGAUAACUUGUUGAGAAAGGCAUCUGAGUUCUUAGAGCAACGAGUUUUCCCAUGCUGGAAUGAGACAGUAAAUGCUCUUCGUUCAGGGGACAAGAGUCUUGACAAGCUAGCUGAUGUUGGACUUGUCGAUCUCUUCUUUGAUUCUCUUAUCGAAAAAGCUUCAUACGAUCCAAGACUUCUUGGUGAACUGGUCAAGAACAGAGAAGAGGAAAGUGAUGAUUAUAGACCUAACCCUAGGAGACGGUUGUUUGUUAAAGAUUGGAAAUCGGAAGAUUUGAUCACAAUUCCGCUUCGGUUAUAUGAACCUUUGAUGAUCCGAGCAAUUAAAUCGCGCAGCAUUCCUGUGGAAUACAUUGUUUUAUCGGUCUGCAAAUACGCGAAGAAAUGGGUUUUCGAUGCGGAAGAAAGCCAAUUAGGGCAAAGGAGAGAAGUAGUUGAAGCAGUUGAACGACUUUUGCCACAUCCGAGAGGGCUAAUCUCUUGCGAAUUCUUAUUUGAAUCGCUAAAACAUUCUAUCUGGUUAGAAGCUAGCUCCGAAUGUCGAAACGGAUUUGGGAUCAGAAUCAGCAAACAGCUUGACAUGGCUAAAUCAACAGAUCUCAAGAUUCUAUCUCAAGGAUACAGAGAAAAAGCUGAGAGUUUCGAAGAUAUCGAGCUCGUUAAAACAGUUGUCAUGAGCUUUUACAGUUACUAUGCCAAUGAAGACUCUGAAGAUGUUUCACAUUUCGAGAAAGUAGCGAAACUGUUGGAAGAGUUUCUGUUCUUGGCCGCGAGUGAGACUUCUCUGAAGCUCGAGGGGUUUGUGGAAUUAGCGGAGAUAACAGUGACUAUUUCGCAAGGCAUCUUGACAUACUCUGAUGGAAUUUACAAAGCCAUUGAUGCUUUCCUGGAGAGUCAUAGAUACUUGACUGAAUCAGAGAAAAUGGAAGUUUGUAAAGUUCUUGAUUGUAAUAAACUCUCUCAAGAAGGAUGCGAGCAAGCCGCGAAAAACCAGAGGCUUCCUCUCAGAAUCGUUGUUCAUGUUUUGUAUGUUUCUCAGCUUCAGAUACGUGAUACAGUGGCUAAAGAGAUCAAGGUUAUAGGAGAGAAAGUAGAUGAAGACGAAGAAGAAGAGAUUGGGGUGUCCAGCGAUGAAGAUGAGAUGGAGAAGAUGAGUAGUAAGCUGUUAGGGCUUGAGAUUGAGAAUCAUGAAUGUGUUGUUCAUCGUUGGAAGAAGACGAAGAAGAAGAAGAAUAAGAUAAGUGUGUGGACACAAGUGAAGAGGAAAUUUGGUUGCUUGACCUCAUCUUCUUCUUCAGUUGAUGCUUGCACCUGUGAUUUCAAGAAGAAGAAGAAAAAGCAUCAUCACAAUAAAUAA
This is a messenger RNA of Capsella rubella, 1974 nucleotides long. RefSeq names its product BTB/POZ domain-containing protein At5g17580. Gene Ontology annotation, molecular function: protein binding. Bases 286 to 1974 code for a protein of 562 amino acids. The record is from RefSeq and is a predicted model, not a curated record. The transcript has 3 exons. Lineage: Eukaryota; Viridiplantae; Streptophyta; Magnoliopsida; Brassicales; Brassicaceae.